Amoebophrya sp. A120 is the source of this 6641-nucleotide messenger RNA. The record is from the annotation of a GenBank genome assembly. Lineage: Eukaryota; Dinophyceae; Syndiniales; Amoebophryaceae.
CAACAGCAUGCUGCUAUUAAUACUACUUACAAAUUUUCACGAAGGAAGAGCGACAGGACGAUAGCAUGUAGUUCUAUUAGAUAGACAUGGCCAUAAAAAAUGCUGUGCACUGAGCCCGUUCUCCCAGUACAUUGCCUCAACUCUUGAUCUUCUGACGACACUAAAAACUAAUCAAAUGCCGUUCGUAGAAGCAAACGCAGACUAUUUCUCGCUGAGCGCGGACCAGCGAAGCCUGGAUGCGACGUUUAACGGGCUGCUGGAUGACACUUCGGUGCGGAAAUUGUGCAAGAGCCUGCCCGCGGAAAGCAGCAAGCUAGCGCAGACGGUGCAGGGAGGUACAAUUGAUAUUGUUCCGUUCGGAGCUAGUUUUUCGCUUGAAACGAAAGUGUGACAAUGCUUUCAUUCAAAAAAAAUCUAAACGAGUUAAAAUUUUGUGACGGUUCAACGUCCCCAAAAGCAAAACCAAAAUGAAGGCCAAAGCCUGCUACUGCUACAUGAGAUAUAUUUUGUUGAAAUAAAAACAGUCUUCGAUUCGACCACCCCGGAUUCCGCGACCGACGAUGUCGGCAAGCAGGCCAGCGACUCGUUGCCGCACAAAAUGGAGCAGUGGGUGGAUUUUUUUCUCCGGUCCCUGCGCGCCUGCCCGCGAGCGAGGGACUACGCAGACCGGAUGACAGAAGACUUUCUGCCCGCGUUGGUGAGAAAAUGUUUGCACAACUACUUGAAAUUCAGUUUAAACUACGGCGAGCCAGUUCCUGUUUCAUCUUCGCAAAACGGUGGAAGUAGUAGAACUUCUGGAGCAGCACAGAAUAGUACAACCGGGAGCAGGUCCAUGCGGGUGAAUCCGUCACAGAAGGAGGUUGCCGACCUGGUAGCGAAAAUCCUCUAUCAGUACAUAUGCAUUGCAAAAGUAUCGUACUAGUAGUAAUCGCAUUACAAAUUGGCUCAGCAUGACAAAUGGAUGCUGUCAUGCUGUUUCGCCUUGGGAUGGAGAUUUGUAAUGCAUGACUGCGAUUACUACGAGUGCGAUACUUUUGCACUGGAUAGUACAAGAAGGACAGCAAAUCGUUAUCCGGCGUUUCCGAGGCGGAGAAGUUAUUCACGCAAUUGACCAAGCUACCCGUCGCGGUGCCGCCGAUCGUGCCCAGCAGGGCUGCAGCAAGUCAGAACCCGAGUUCUACUUCUCGUCAUGCAGCGGUGGGAGCAGGCACAGCAGCGGCAUUAAAAAGCAGCAGUAGUAAAGGCAGCUGCGACAGUAGUAAAGACCAGGACGGCAGUGACAUUGCCGGAACUACAAAAAAUCAGAACAGCAAAAUAAUCGCCGAACACAUUCCGAGCUUGUACCAGAAAUCAGUAGAGGUGAGGGCCAGCGGGGAGGAAUUUACCACCUUUGACUUCAAGCAAGUUCUGAAAGACUACAAUUUGUCUGAGGAUUUCAACCAUGCACAGGUAUACUUUUAUGACCGUAAUAAUAGGUCUUUUUUUUUCACCCUUUAUCAUGCAGCUUUAUUCAUUUUCUACUAUCUUCAAUCUAUUGUAUUGCUAAAAAUAAAAAAGUAGAACCAUAAACCUUUAUAGAAUUUGCAUGGUUUCGCAUGUCCACAAGAUUGCAGGAUAUGCUCUUGUUCUUACAAGAACCUAUUCAACAUCAACACGCCAGAUGUCCCUGCUUCGCGACUUUUUGAAGAUCAACGACGACGGGCGCGAUUUGAACGCCGUUGCCCAGGUCGUAUGCAUUGCAAAUAUGUCUGGGUCUGGAAACUUGUGAUGCAAGAAAGCGAAUAGUGAGCACACUGUAAUGCGCUCCCCAGCAUGCCAAGUUUUUCCGUGGUUCAGAGAUGCGUUUCCCGCAUGAGAAACUGCGUUUUUGCAUGCCAGACAAGAGGACCUCUUCGCGGACACGCAAUACAGAGUUCAGAGUCAUGCCCCACUAGCAUGACAAGUCUCGCAAUCUCCCAGACCCAGACAUUUUUGCAAUUCAUAGGUCGCCGUGCGGAAUAUUUCCUCCACGGAAUAUUUGAACCAGCUGGAGGCGGGGGAGAAAAAUUUCGCAAGGGAGCAGCUGCUAUGAAAUGCAAAAGCAUCGUACUAGUACAAAUCGCAUGACAACUUCCCUCAGCAUGAGGAAUGAAAUUUGUAAUGCGGAUUUCCCUAUAAGAAAAAGAUUUGUAAUGCAUGGCUGCGAGUGCUACGAGUACGAUACUUUUGCACAGGAUAGCUACAGGAGAACGGGCCGAACCUGCCGGAGUUCGCAAACAUUCAAGCAGAUUUGGUAUCCUGAGCAAAAACGUCCCCACCCCAGAGUCAAGAUGGGGGUUUUGCUACACAAAUCAACAGCUUUCGACUGUCGCGCAUGACAAGUUUGUGCUCGCAGUGCAAUCGCGCGUAGCUAGUGCAGCUGCAUCACAGAUCGAUCCGCUUAUCCUGAUUGUAGCAUGACAAACAAACUGCCAGACCGCAUUAAGAGAUGCUUCUCAUGGGGCUGCGCAUGAGAAACAUGUGAGGCUUGCAGAUUUGCAUGACAACUCUGGGGUCGGGACGUUUUUCCUUUGGACAUUUGGAUUUGGAAAAUUUUUCGAACCAAGCGACUUUGGAUGCGGUGCUGCACCUAUCAAAUGCAAAAAUGUCUGGGUCUGGAAGUUUGUGAUGCUAAAAUGUGCAUGAUGAAAUCACUUCCUUAUGCAGCAGAGCAUGACAAGUUUGCAGAACGCUUUCUCAUACGCCCUCCGCAUGACAAAUUGCGUUUUUGUAAUGACAAGAGAGGCUACGCCUUUUGUUAGUCAUGCAAUACAGAUUUUACAGGAAUGUAAGGCCAGCAUGACAGGUUGCAAUCUUCCAGACCCAGACACAUUUGCAAUCCAUAACACCCCCGGGUUUCGAAGCUGCAGUUUUUGAAGAAAAAGUUGAAAGAACGGGCAAAGAGAAUUUUAGUCGCAAAAGCGAGCAAAUUGGUGGAGGGGAAGAGGAGCAGCGCCGCGAAUGGUCAGGGCAGCGGCACAGAAACAUCUACAUCAAAUGGGGCAACAACUACUACGGGCAACAGCAGGAACAACAAUACCACCGGUCGCGGCUCAUCUGCAGUACCACCUCGGUGCAACAUUAAUUCGAGUUUUUACCGACCGAAUGCGGAUCCCGUGCCAAUGUCGGAACAGAAGGAGAAAUUAGAGGAAGAGCUGCAGGACUGCAUGACCGCCCAGACGGCGUUCCACCAUUUGAACAAAGUGUUGCUAUGCAUUGCAUCGCACUACAUAUAAAUUGCGUUUACAAAUGAUUUGUAUGGGUGCCGGGCUCGCGCCUCUUGCGCUUCCCAUUGACUGGCCGGAGCGCGGCGCCGAGGAGCCGGAGCGCAAAAGUCUGCGCACACCAUGCGGAUAUGGGUGCCGGGUUCGCGCCUCUGUUUCUUCGCAUUGAUUGGCAGGAGCGCGGCGGCGAGAAGCCGGAGUGCAAAAGCCUGCGCACAUCAUGCGGAUAUGGGUGCCGGGUUCGCGCCUCUGUUUCUUCCCAUUGAUUGGCAGGGGCGCGGCGGCGAGGAGCCGAAGGGCAAAAGCCUGCGCACGCCGUGCGGAUAUGGGUGCCGGGUUCGCGCAUCUUUUUCCUCCCAUUGGCCUAGUGUCUUGCAAAGUAGAUUCGUAGCGCGGGUUUGCCCUAAGGUAAGAAAAUAAAGGCGCGUGACGCAUAAACGCAAUCGGUACGAGUGCGAUGCUUUUGGCCUGCAUAGUUGCUCCACGCAGCCAACUACGAAAAUCCGAACAACCCCGAGAAACUUCAAGCGAUUCAGAAGGACCGGGAGCAGAACCCGUUUUUGGCCCGAUUUGAUGCUGAUGGGGACGAGGAGAUGAUGGGUGUUCCUGACUACGACCAGUUGUCUUCAUCUCUAGGCGGUUGCACCACGACACGACCAGCUGAGAUUAGUACCAGCUCUUCUACCUCCUCGACUUCUUGCAAAGUCCUCAGUUCCAGCACCAAUGACGCGCUGAUUGAGAUUCGGAAAUACCUCGGGGAGAACUUCGGCAAAACGAGCCAGACGAACGAAAAGGGUUUUGUCUUCGACACAGAUUACCUCUACAACGCGAGCUCCCCCCGAACAGUGGGUAAUAUGAUGGGUAAUAACAAUGCGGUCGGAGCAGCAAGUGAUAUGCACGCCGAUCAACACGGAAGUGAUAUGCAUGCCUCGGGUGGCCCGCAGCCGCCCACGGAACAAGUGGACAGCUACAGACCCGCUGGGAAGGCGGGGAUGUGCACGCUUUUUUUCGGAUACAACGAUGUACUUCCGGAAAACUUUUUCACGCCGGGGAAAGCGGCGCUUGUGUCAACCUCUAAAAAUACUACUCCCGAUUAUAGUAGUGCGGAAAUAAAUCACUAUCAUGGAGUAGAUAGCAAAAAUUCCGGCCAACAGGAAGAACUCGAGAGUUCUACUGCACUCUUCGACCGCAUGAAGCACGAUUUUUCGUACCACUUUUCCGAGCCGGAAGAGAAACGGAAGCUGGAACGUAAUGGGGGAAUUGAGAAGAUGUUAAACGACAAUUCUGAGCAAAUACAGCAACCGGGUGGAGUUCUACCUCCUACAAGUGCGGGCGUUUUCUCCUCCACUGGCGCACAGAACAGCAACAAUCUCAACUACCAAAAUAUCAACCAGAAUCACCAAUUUCUUCCCUCGCCGAGUAGUACGACGACCCCUCACCCAUUAACCCCCCCACCCCAGCUGCCGCCCCCGACCACGUUGUUUCAACAAAACCAACCGCAUGGUUCUUUCGCCGGUAAUAAUGCUCAACAUGUGGCCCCCGCCCCGCCCGGUGGAAAUCAAAAUCAAAAUGCAAGUGACCUGGUGCAAAAUAAAGCCCAAUUAUCGAAUUCGAAAACUUCCUCUACCAUGAGCAAAAGCCCGCCGCCUCUGUUGCCGCCGCCGCUGCCGUAUCCCGUGUAAAAGUGUCGUACUCGUAGUAAUCGCAAUCAUGCAUUACAAAUCUCCCUCUUAAGCUAAACCCGCAUUACAAAUUCCAUUUUUCAUGCUGAGGGAAUUUGUCAUGCGAUUUAUACUAGUACGAUGCUUUUGCAUUUCAUAUGCCGCCCGUGAAGACCGCAGUGACGCCGGGAAGUGGAGCAGGAGUAACUGGGCCUACAACAUCCUCGAAAAAUUCUAUCCCGACGAGUGCUGGCGCGAACUUGUUUAGCACGGCGCCGAACGCUGCUGCAAACACCGGCAGUAGUGUCUCAGCCCCGGUGCUGCCCCCGACCCUGCCACCGACGUUGCCGCCCACGCACUUGCUGCCGACGCCGACUGGACCACAGCCACCGUUCGGGCCUGGAGCUGUAGGGAGCGCAGCUGCUGCGGGAGCUAGUAGUCCACCCUUGCCACCUCCGAUGGCUGCGGCAACUGUGGCGAGAACUGGUGCACAACAACAUCUACCCGGGAGUACAGCGGGUCAAAUGGCAGCUCCGAUGGGCGGAAUUAUGAACAACAAAGCAACUACGGCUGGUUCAGGUCAGAAUCCGAAUGCAACUGGCCUCGCGUAUGAACUGCAAAAGUAUCGUACUAGUAUAAAUUGCAUGACAAAUUCCCUCAGCAUGACAAAUGCAAUUUGUCAUGCUGAUUUGCCUUGGGAACGAGAUUUGUAAUGCAUGACUGCAAUUACUACGAGUACGAUACUUUUGCACAGGAUAUCGCGGGGGCCGGAACAACGGGCCGGUCCACUGCAGGCGCGAAUCAGAGCGCAACUACACAUAUCAAAUGCAAAAAUGUCUGGGUCUGGAACGUUGCAAGACCUGUCAUGCAGGUUCUUCAUAACCCAUGAGGUCUGGAAUGCGAGACCCAGCAUGACAGAUUCUUUCAGGUCUCUAUAAUGCCUUUCCUGCAUGAGAAACUCCCUCUGAACUUGGUCAAAAGUGGACAGCUUUUGGUACUCGUCACGCAACACAGAUUUUUGCAUGAUUCAGAUUUAGCAUGACAAGUUUCAAUCUUCCAGACCCAGACAUAUUUGCAAUGUAUAACACAACAUCAGCCGGUGGAGCGGCUGAAGGAACGGGUCCGGCCAACCCCGAUUUUCGACCGCCCACCGCUGCUGGCUGUUUGUCAGAAGAGUACGGUGUAAGUAGGUGGAUAAGGAUUGUCACGUGAAAGAAAUCCACGAUAAUUUCGACGCAAGAUAUUAGGAAGGGAGAGACCUUUCACGUCGGGAUGGAACACCACGACACGACUACGUGCCAGAAGUCAAUCGGAACUUUUACUCGUCCUGUUUUUGCUACAAUACUGUUGUUUAACAUCACUUCGUGUGGGUCGUGCGUAGGUAACCUUAUUUGGGUUCCACCUCCACCUGGUUCUUUGAGGAACCACAACCACGAACAAAAACAGCAAAUACCAUUUUUUCAAACUAUCACAACCGACGACUUUUUCAACAGCUUGCUCGGCUAAGAAAAACUGAUUUAGCUUUUAUUCAACACGGUAGAUGUUGUCAGAUUUUCACUCAAGAAGAAACUGGAUAAAGUCACCCGACUUGUACGGAAAUGAACACAAAUACAAAGCAAAGCCCAUAUAUAAAAAUCUAUUCAUCUGCUAUAAUUCUCCUCGUUGAAGAUUCCGCUCAACAGCCUCGUCCGGAAGUUGCACCCGAGCAAGAGGCUCUUCGUCUGCGGGAAUUAGAAAU